CUACUUAUAGCACACCACAAUGGCAGACGACUUACAGAACUACAAACUACAACUGCAGCAGGUCGAAGCUGCCUUGCUGACCGAUCCGGAGAAUGCAGAGCUGCUAAAGCUGAAGGAAGAUCUGAACGAGGUAAUUGAGCUGACGAAGGAUCUGAUCAAGGCGCAGCAGGAACCGGAACAGAAAAAGUCCGCUUAUAUUGAGCCUGCCAGCAGCAGCUACUACGACGGCGUUUCGGGUGCGGACAAAAAGCAAACAAAACCGGCGAAGGUAUGGAAGGUGGGUGAUAAAUGUUCUGCUAAGUGGAUUGAAGACGGUCAGUACUAUGAUGCUACCAUAGAGUCUAUUUCGGAAACGGGCGAGGUGAGCAUCGUGUUCGAGGCGUACCAAAACCGGAGCAACACCACGAUUAGCGAGCUGAAGGAACCAAAGUCACGGAACGAAGUGUUUCCCGCCAACAGUAACAAACGGCUCCGGCACAAUCAGAAAGAAUAUCUGAAGAAAAAGAAGAUGAAAAAAAUCCAACGUUUCAAGGAGCUGGAGGAGGAGCGUGAAUGCGAGAAGAACAAAUGGCUGCAGUUUACCGCAAAAUCGACGAAGAAAUCAGGCGUCAAGGCAAAGAGUAUUUUUGCGUCGCCGGAAAAUGUAAACGGACGUGUCGGUAUCGGUACGUGCGGUGUGUCCGGCAAACCGAUGACUGAGUUUUCACACGGGGAAAAGUACAGGAAAGGUGUUUAA
Anopheles maculipalpis is the source of this 736-nucleotide messenger RNA. It is a transcript of the gene Spf30, whose product is annotated as survival of motor neuron-related-splicing factor 30. Lineage: Eukaryota; Metazoa; Arthropoda; Insecta; Diptera; Culicidae. The transcript has 3 exons. Bases 20 to 736 code for a protein of 238 amino acids. Gene Ontology annotation, cellular component: nucleus; precatalytic spliceosome; cytoplasm. Gene Ontology annotation, molecular function: RNA binding. Gene Ontology annotation, biological process: regulation of alternative mRNA splicing, via spliceosome; mRNA processing. The record is from RefSeq and is a predicted model, not a curated record.